Porites lobata is the source of this 24119-nucleotide messenger RNA. NCBI's taxonomy places the organism in Eukaryota, Metazoa, Cnidaria, Anthozoa, Scleractinia, Poritidae. The record is from the annotation of a GenBank genome assembly.
CACGAAUGCAAGUUACAUACAAAAUGGCUGUUGUCUGUUUCACGCAAGGAACGUGUGUGAUGGAACAGAGCGACAACAACAUGUGAUUUAACACAGAAACGACUCGUUUAUCCCCUACACCGGGAUUUGGUCCACUCAUUUCGUCGUUAUGAGUCGGCCUGAUUUGUUUUUGCUGGUGACAUGCCUUUUCCUUGUUUAUGCCGGUGUAAAAUGCAGUCAUUCCGCAAUGACGCCCGAAGAGAAACACACAAUGAGGUAUGUUUGUUUGUCGGGGUUUUAGACAUGUUAUUUGCCCUAUAAUUACAUUUAUCAUUUCUUUUCAAAGGGAGAAAGUCUUGGAGAUGUUUCACCAUGCCUACAACUCAUACAUGGUCAGUAAAUUGUUAAAAGAAGUCAACGAUUUGCUCAUAAACAGGAGUUACGUAAAUGUUCUAUUUUAACGUUUAUUGAUAGAUAUGGUUCAAAGGACGUAAACACGCUUAAAUUUAAUGAGGUUUCAUGGGGCAAGGAAAGUGGAAUCAUAAAAAAUAGUAAUAGCGUGAUAGUUUUCAUGAGGUUAAUAAGUCGUGUACUUACAAGUGCUGAAGAAACUCAAUUGUCUGUUUAUAGGCUAACGCGUAAAAAUGUAAGCUUAUGACUUGAGCUUUCACGUAGAGUGAAGGUCAGCAAUAGGGGAUAUAUAACAAAACAUUGUGUCGCGUUGUCUUUGAAAAGCUUACAUGGAGCCAAUAGUGUAAAAGAUAUAAACCUGACAGAGAAAUAUGAUCAGAUUUUUUUUGUUUGGAGUGAACAUGCAUAUCAUGUGUUUUAACUGUUAAUGAAUUAUGUGUAAGCAUUCAGAGUUAACAAGUGUUUUAUAUAUAGUCUAUACAGAGAGUCAAGGGUAUUCAAGGGCUCUCACAUUUUCCUAUAAUGAUUAUUAUUUUUCGUGAUGAAUGUUUUUUUUGGCCAAAGGGAGUGUCGUAAGCAAUGCCUAUUCAUACAUUUACUCAUUAUAAUAUUACCCAAGAACCAGCUGUUUUGUGUGUACCUAUGUCACAUAGCAGACACUCUGACUCAUCAUUACACCAGUUCAAUGUGGCUCACUCUUGAAUUUGUUCGGCACCAGUUAGCUAAGUUUAUGAUAUGCAUAAUUUUGCAAGAUUGGAGGGGAAACAUUAAAAGCUUGAAGCUUGCUAAUUUGAGUAGAGAAACCAACAGUAUCAACAAGAUUCAAAAGAAUCUUUCUUUAUUUACUUCAGUUUAGGAGAAGAAGUAGUUUGACAUCUGAGCAAAGUAGCUAACACUUUUUGUCUGUCAUCAGUGCUCAUCAUCACAGCUUAUUGUGCAGAUUUACCUGCAAUGGUACAUCCUACCAUUUCUAACCACCUGAAAUGCCAAGAUUUGGUAGUUGUUGAGGGAGAGAGGUUCAAAGUAGAGUGCAUUAACUGGCAGUGCCAGAAUGUGUUUUUUAACAUGUAGAUAGGUAGUCACUUACGAGAGCUGGUCAAAGAGGGAAGUUUGACAAAGGGUGCAUGGUGCAUGGUGUUACUCUUAAUGUAAUGUCAAAUUUUCCUUUUGUUUUCAUGAGCAAUUUAAUACAAGCAGGGCUAUCAAUAAGGGCCAUGCAGUAGCCGGCCAAAACUGCUGACUAGUUAGCCAUUCUUAGCCGGCUACUUUCAUCCCCUUCUAAACUAACUGCUAACAAAAAAUAAGCACCAUCGAAUAAAAUUGUAAAGCAUCCAUUUCCCAGUUUUGAAUGACACAUAAACAGGUUUAGAUCUGUGAAAUGUUCAAACCGUGCGAUGUAUUGGAAUGCCUGUGACAUUUAGACAGCUUUGUUCCCAGUAUAGGUCGUGCAUGUAUUCUGAUGAAACAACAUGGCAUCCGUGGUGGAAACUACCUCAUGAAAACCCCUGGAGAUGCCAUUUCUGAGACUCUAAUUUUCAAGAUGUCCCUAGAUGCCUCAGCCCUUAGGAACUUGUGCCUUUGGUGCGAGUUCCAAAGCUGCCUACUAUUCAUUAUCAGCCUGCUACUUAAAAACAUUUUGACAGCCUUGACAAGACAAUCUAGCAACUUUUUCCAUUUGUUACUUUAAAUCACCUUCUACAGCUGUAUAUUUAUGGAGGCAUUUUAAGCACAAUCAUUCAAAGAUCCACUCUUUGUAAUUUUCAGUUAGGACCCAGUUCACUUGUAUCAAUAACUUAAAUUAAGGAAUGAUAGUUUGCUACUGCAGUGCAUGAUUGAAAAAUUGAGUGAAAUUUCCAUACAGCUAUCAUACAUAACCUAGACAUGCAUUACGCUUUAAUUCUCCCUUCUAGCCAAACAGUGAAAAUGAAUACAUGUAAUCCAGAGUUUCAGUUAGAAGCUGUAGAUUCUUCUAAUUCCUUCUGUAUGGAUAAGGCAAUGUACAAAUGUACAAUCAAAUCUAUAACAAAAUGGCCAUUACACUGUAUAUGAUUAUGGCCUGUGGAUGUAACAGGAGGUGUCUUGAAUUCCUGUAAUGGACUCUUGUUGCUAUGUGAUGAUUGUUUGAUCAGUUGCACGAAAGGUACAUGCAGACUGUGACAAUUUUGUGUCCACUUUGAUUUUGUUUUCUCAUCAUUUGAAAAUAUUCCAUAAUUGAAUUAUUUUCAGUUAUGGUCUGUAGCUUCUUUGAAAUAUUUACAUUAGGUCUGUACAGAUUAUGUACAUCCAAGCUUCUUCAAAGCAUUUUUGAAAUUGUGAUGAUAACAAUAUCAUUUUUUCAAAAUUUACACUAUUGCUGCAUGUAGCAGUACACUGUCAGUGAUGUCUUGUUCAGUUAAUUAACGUUUAAGUAUCAGUAGUUUUUACAAUCUGCUUAGUUAUAUUUCUUGAGAAGUCCUUAACGUUGCUCUAUGUUUAAGAAAAUCAUUAGCAAUGUGUGAGGGUGUAGGGCUGGCUAUACAGCUGUAGGUGAAUAGAAAAUCUUGCACCUGACAAACAAAGUGGGGUGAUCAUUGUAGAAGAAAUUCAGUCCAGGGUAACCUGAGAUCAGGCCCAAUUUUAGCAGUUCUCAUACAUUCUCUCUAACGGCUACCGCUAAAAUCGGGCCUGAUAUUCGUUUCACCUUGCCUGCCGGAAUGUAAUUUUCAAAGCAAAACGAAAAUAGAGCCUGAUCUCAGGUUAAGUCUAACGUUGUGGCAGUACUGAUUGAGUACAUGUUGUACAACAAGGUCCACACAAAUGGCCAUAGGGUAAGGUUUUCUAUAUUGUUCUCUUACUAGACUCUUAAGCUACAAAACUGAGUCCUCAAUGUCGGAAAGAAAAAUGAGUAUGACAGAAGAUAUCUCAGCUUCUGCCUUUUUUAUUUUGAGUUUACCAGGUAUUAGACAAAUGUUGCCUGAUUUCCGAAUUUUAUUACACUGAUUUCAUAAAAUGAUUUUAGGUCGUGCCACAGGAAGGUUUAAUAUUACUAUCCUGGCCACUGUGUGUUGCAAUGAUAAUGUAGUUUUCAUUUUGCCUGACAGGACCAUGCAUAUCCAGCUGACGAGCUCAUGCCUCUCAGUUGUAAAGGCCGUGUGAGAGGUGUAGACCCAAGUCGGGGUGAUGUAGAUGAUGCUCUUGGAAAGUAAGUCAGUGCCUCACAGCCAUAUACUUAAGCUUUUAUUUCACUAAUAAAUUGAAUUUUAUUUUGUCGUUUUAAGGUACAUGUAACUUGUAUUAUUUAGCCUGCAAAGGUGACCAUCAUUAUCGAAUCUUACAUUGUACAUUUUACAAUAAUUGUGAGAUUUUAGAAUAACACUAAAUUUACUGUGAUGUAUGGACACCAUAAGGGAAAAUCCAUUCUUCAGAUCAAACCUGUUAGGAUUAGCUUUCAAGGGUCAUACAUGUAAGACAUAGAGUGUGCGGGUGUUUUUUCAGUGGAGCUUUUCUGUUUGUUACGCUGUUCUGAUGAACCACAAUAGUAGAAGAUGAAGAUGAUUUUUGCUUCUAAUAAUAAUAAUAAUAAUUUAUUUAUUUAACUAUAGUUGGUAUGAUAUCUGUAAAGAUUUUACCAAUGAAGUAAAUGUAGUUUUUCUGUGUAGGUGUAAUAAUGACGAAACAGCUCCAUAACUGCAUUACAACAACAACAACAACAACAACAAAUUUUAUUGAAAAUUGGAAAAUAACUAAUUACAUUACUUUCCCACCCGCAAAUAGCUUAUGAACUAAUCGAGGCGGGGGGAGCUGAAGACAUAUUACAAAACAAGAAUUAUAUAUAGAUGGACUAAAUAACAGUGAAGACACUACAAUACAGUAAAUAGAGUUUAAACUAACAUAAAACAAAAAACAAAAAACAAGGCAUGUACAUAACGAUUACGAAGAGAGGUUAACUAAAGUAUUAAAUAACUUAAUAAGACGGGAGACUUUGACAUAAUCAUCUUCUGACCGCAAAAAAUUUAGUAAUAAUUCCUUUAUUUUUUUUACGAAAGGACUAACGUUUAAGUAUUUUAAUCGAAUACGGAAUAGAGUUCCAAAUUUGGGCACCGAUUCUCGUGAAAAAAGGCAUACAUUUUAUCGGUUCUAGAGAACUUAACAUAAAACGAAGUCGCUAGAGACAGAUCUUGUUCUGUAGUUAUGAAUCUGACUUGUUUUAAUGAACUGAUUGAGAAUACUAACUGGUGCUGUCUGUCUGUUGAUAUCAUACAAUAAAUAGCUACAAUCCCUGAAAAAUAUGCUAGGCAGGGGAAGGCAAUUUGAUUUGAGAAAGAAGGGUGCGGCGUGUUCCUUAGACUUACUGAAGUAAAUGAGGCGUAAGGCCCGUUUUUGUAGAGUUACGAUCUUUUCGUUGAAAUGUCAAGGCACAAUUUCCCCAACCACAAAUACCAUAAGUCAAGUAAGGGACAAUUAAUGAGUUGUAAACUGAAAGUAAAAAACACGACGCGGGACAUAAUGUCGAAUUUUAGCUAUAAUUCCUAUCGACUUGCUGAUUUUGUGACAGACAGAUUCGAUGUGGUAUUUCCAUGAAAGAUUUGAAUCAAUCAUUAAGCCAAGGUAUUUUACAUAAUCUUUUAUUUCAAGGUUUUGCGAGGUGUUAGUCACGGAGUCAAAAAAUUCUAAUCCUAGGUAUGAAGGGCAUAUUCUUUUGCGGGGACGAAAGAUUACAAAAUUUGAUUUUUUUAUGUUCAAGGACAGUUUGUUGGCCUUUAGCCAUUCGUUGACGUUGCCAAGCUCGCGAUUAACAAGUGUUUCGAGUUCCUUUAGGUUGUUAUUUGCAAGUAUUAUACUAGUAUCGUCAGCAAAUAGAUAAAAGGCAAAUAACGAAGAGGACUUGUAUAUAUCAUUGAUGUACAGUAGGAAUAAGAGUGGUCCGAGGACUGAGCCUUGUGGCACGCUGCACAAGGUCGUUUCAGCCUCAGACACAACAUUAUUAACUUCCGUAGUUUGCUUCCGAUCAGUCAGGUAUGAUCUGAACCAGGAGUUUAUUACACCUCUAAUACCAUAAUUUUCAAGUUUAGCUAACAAAAUUUCAUGGUUAACAGUAUCAAAAGCCUUUUUGAGAUCGAUGAAAACACCGCACGAAAAUUUACCGUUGUCCAUGUUUUGGAGAAUUGUGUUAACAAUAUCAAGUACAGCAUGCUGAGUACUGUGCUUACUGCGAAAACCGUAUUGCUGAUCAUAGAGAAUGUUGCAAUCUUUGACAAACUUGGUAACUCUGGAGUACAUAAGUUUUUCAAAAAUCCUGUUAUAAAUCGAGAGCAGAGAAAUAGGUCGGUAGUUUUCGGGCAGCGUGUCAUUUUUGUCCUUAAAUAUCGGGAUAAUCUUAGCACACUUUAGUUUAGAUGGAAAAAUCCCUGAGCAAAUAGACUGAUUAAAAACCGUAGCUAGAGGUACGGAUAUGACCCUUUUUGCUAAUUUCAGCAGCCUAACUGGAGAUGAGUAGAGACCAUGGGCCUUGUUGUCUUGCAAAACUGAAAUUUCUAAAUUGAUAUCUUCCAGAAUAAUAGGAUCAAAGAAGAAAGUGCGAUUAAGUGGCGGAUCUAAAUAAUCAUAGAAUGUAUUUAUGGUCUGAGGAAUUUUAGAAGCCAGUUUGCUCCCAACAGUGGCGAAAUAUUUGUUAAGAAUAUUGCUUAUUUCCUUCGGGUCACUAGUUGGAACCUCAUUCGGGUUUGAGCGAAUAGAGUUAGUUGAGUUGCGCUUGUUUUUCUUUUUACAGUUUCCAAUUAGCUCGUUAAUUCCUUUCCAAGUUUGACGCAUAUUACAUAUGUUGAGAUCAAAGAAACUUUGGUAGUAGUUCGCUUUACUUAAUCUCGUAAGAUAAAUGAUUUUAUUUCUGUAAAAUUUGUAUUUGUCACGGUCUGAGGUAUAGAAGAAGUUAUUCUUUACCCUGAUUGAUUUUCUUAAACCCCGUCAGCCAUGGUUUAGCAAGGAAUUUUUGUUUACGAUUGGAUAUACUUCUUAAAGGGCGUGUUUGUUAAUUGUCUUGUUGACGCAUUUGUAAAACCUGGAAAACGAUUGAUUGACAUCGAUAUGUUUGCAAAUAUUAUUCAAUUAAUAUUCUGCAAGUCGUCAAUGAAAGACUUUGCAUUGAAGGUAGAAUAGUCACGAACCUUAGUUUUGUUGUUUGGAAAGAAUGGUUUACAGUGCGACGAUAAUAUGCACAUCUGAGAGAAGUGAUCUGUUGUAUCGGACACGAUAUUGCCGCUGACUAUAUUAUUCUCAGGAUUAUUUAUGAAAAUAUUGUCAAUUAAAGUUGCUGAAUUACCAUAGACUCUAGUCGGCUUAUCAACCACUGGGAACAUUGAAAAACUUUGCAUUGUUUGGAGCAAGGUUUGUGUGUAACUACAAGUUUCAUAUUUUAACAGAUCUAUGUUGAAGUCUCGCAUGAGAUAAACAUUUUGAUUUUGACGGCAUUGGCGUUCAAGAAAAUCUGUCAAGUAUUCUAGAAACUCAUUAGCGUUAUUGUGUUGCCUAUAAGUAACACCACAUACAGAUUUCUUAUUGUUAGGCAGAUGAAGUUCAAUCCAUAGGGCUUGAUAGCAAGAAUUGGAGACUCGUUCAAGGACGCGGUAUUUACAAUUUUGAUCAAUGAACAGGCCAACACCACCGGCAGAUAAAGGUGUUGGGACCGAUUCAAAACAGUAUCCUGGUAAUUCUGGUACAAAAUUAAAACUACAUUCACGAUCGCAUAUACGAGUUUCUGUAACACCAAUAAUAGUAAACGGAAAUUCAUUUCACUUAAAACAUGAUGUUGAAAUUCUUCAAAAUUUUUCUUUAAGCUACGUAUAUUUGUAUGUAAAAGGAGAUUUUUGAUUGCAACUGUUUGCUGUCAACAAACUACAAUAAAGCUGUGUGGGGAAUAAUAUUUUGAGCGUAUUUUGUUUGAGGUGAGAUUUAUAUCAGGAUCAAUAUGUUUAUCAAGAGAGUUUAGCUGGAAUACACUAAGGUCGUAGAGACUACUGAGAGAAUCUAGCAAUUUUCUAGAAGGUCGAUUAUCAUCAAUUAAACUAUUAAACUGUGGGUGGGCAGAAGUGAUUAUUGUGUCUGUCUUUUUUUUCUAGAUUUUCCUUGACUUUAAUUGACACACUAGACACAUUAGCGGUAAGUCCUGUUGUCAGCCUGUGAUUCAUCUUGAGUUUUUUUUACUUUGAUUGUCUAUCCUUGCUUUGUACUCAGCAAUUAUUGAAUUAAUUAUUUAAUUCGAUUAUUUGUAGGUUCUUGGUGAAAUCGAGGAGUUUGAAAAGGCAGUGAGACUUGUUAUCAAGGAUGUUUCAUUUGACAAUGAUGUGGUUGUUUCUGUCUUUGAAACCAACAUAAGAGUGUUAGGGUAAGAUAGACUUAUAUUUAGCUCAAAAUCGCCUAGGCAAUUGCCUGUGACCUUCAAUAUUGUUUUAUUUGUUAGAACAGUCAUUUCACAAAGAGAUGCUCUAGACCAGUUCAAUAAUACUGUAUUAUUGUAGUUCUCCAGGUGUGUGAGGGUACUAGGCCAAAAACUGCCUGAAACCUGUACCCUUCAGUCAGUCGGUUAUGCUUGUGGAAUGUACAGUCAACUUUCUCUUAUUGGACACCUUCAAUAGUACAGACAUCUCUCUACAAUGGACACAGUGUCUGCAAUCCCAAAGGUGUCCAUCUUAGAGAGAUCUAGCAUGUACUACAUGUAGUCAUACAUGCAUACCAACUGUCCCGGAUUAGUCACCAAUCUCACGGUCUCCUGUACAGGUCACCAAAUCUCCCAGAUAAUAUUCAGUUAUGAGCUUUUCUGUGCUUUAAUUUAGAAGUUAUUCCAUUUUCUCCGAAAAUUUGAAUUUUCUCUGAUUCAUAGUUCAGUUUCUGGGGCAUUUUUGCACAUAUUUCAUCAAUAUUUCACAAAUUAUUUCGCCAUUGCAGUUAUAAGAGCGAUUUGUGAUGGUCUGUACCUCAUGUAAGACUUCAUACAAUAAAUGCCAAAGAGAGAGUUUCCAGAUUUUAGAUUUCCAGAGGUUGGCAUCUCUGUGUAGUAUAGACUUAUGACAGAUAAUUUAUGCAUUUCUGGCUCUCAUAGCUGAUACAUUUUACUCUUGUUAUUAUGUCUGCUACAUGUAUCACAAAAAUUGGCCACACCCUUGCACUGGAGAUUGUGUAUCCAGGGUGCAUUGAUUAUUACAUGUACUAACAUUCUGCAAAACAAGGCUUUCAUACAGUUAUUUGUGGUGAGACACGCAUUUUUGGCUCAGUGAAAAAGCUUUUGCGUUCCUUUUUUAAAAGAAAAAGAUAAAGAUCCCUUAUCUGCAGGGUAUGUAAAGUCAUGCAGAUGUAUGUGUUUCUUUUUUUUUUUUAGAGGCCUUCUUGGUGGGCAUUUUGCUGCACUAUCGUUGAAGAACACUGGAAAAGGCAUGUCAUGGUAUAACAAUGAAUUGGUUGCCAUGGCAAAGGAGAUUGGAUAUCGUCUGCUCCCAGCCUUUAAUACCACCACUGGAAUCCCUUACCCCAGGGUUAGUUUUUCACUGUUAUUUUAUGCAUUUUAAAAAACUUAUUACAGUUCAGAUGUCAUGGCUUUAUUUUGUGCUAUUCAAUGUUGCAAGUACAUUUUGCUAUUAGUAAUACACCACAAUAUAGAUUGACUUUUUUGUGCUUCAACAGGGUUUCCCAUUUGGGGAACAUAUCUGGGAUUUUGACUCUGUAUGUACCCAGAACUGUCUAACGCUAUAGCUCUAGGUUGUAUGUCGUUUUUUAUUUCAAUGAGUAAUCUUUUAAAGAUAAAUUAGUCAAUUUGACAAAAUAAUGUUAUUGCCUUUUGAAGGAUGUUGAAACCUCUUUAACUUGGCUAUUUUUGGAAGUGAGGAGUUUCAAUUUCUUAUCUUAUCUUGAUCAUUAGGUUAACCUGAAGUAUGGAAUUCACCAUCCGUCAUCAAAUACUGGUAGUGAGUCUGACACAUGCACAGCUUGUGCUGGCACAAUGAUUAUGGAGUUUGGUGCUUUAUCCAGAGUCACUGGAGAUCCAAUAUUUGAGGUACACACUUUUGUGUUUGAUCACUGGUAUUAAUUUCUUAAUUUUUUCUCUUGAAAGGAAAGGUAUGCACUCUUGCUACUCAUGGUGGCCUCAGGUUAAUGUUUUUGUUAAUGUUGUAUACCUGGAAGCAGCGUGGCAGAGCGGUUAGGGCCUAGACUUGUAAUGCGGAGGGGGUCCAAGUUUAAUUCCUGCCCUAAUCGCCAGCUGGAUUUGUUCUCAGUAGUUCUGAGUUCGAAUCCUUGGCCACGCUUGUAAAAUAGCCAACUGUUUUGUCUCUUACCAGUUGGGAUCCUUAACUUUGUUAUUAUCAAUUUCAAUUGUUUGUUUCAUUAUCACUGAAAAUCCCCACAAGUGGAGAGGAUUUAUAAUGAAGUAUUUAUUUUAUUAUUUAUUUUUUUUCAUCUUAUACUUGCCAACAUUUGUGAAAUCAUAGGCAUGACAUUUAUUCUAAGUGUGACAGGAUUUUUCUCAGGGAACCAAUAAUAUCUGAAGCAAAGAUUUCUGAUAUCUAUCCAAAGAGUUUUUAAGUGCUCAAGAAAAUAAUGAUUAAUGAUUUUUUCCUCUGUGGACUUUAGGAAAGCGUGAUCAUUCUUGGACUCUUCUUUUCUUGCUUGGGUUCAAGUCUAUUUUUCUUCUUGAAUGUCUCAAAAAUGUGCCUAUAGAUAUUAAGGCUGUACAUGUAAUAGCUGAAACUUUUCCAGUUGGGAGAAAUUGGUCUGGUACAAGUAACUGAACUGAACUGAACUGCCUCCUGAAAUAAUGUACAUGUUAUAUUAUGAAAUAACUGAAAUAAUAAUUUUAUUUGGUUCAUCAGGAGAAGGCCCAGAAAGCUAUGGAGUCAAUCUGGAUCUAUCGCAGCCGUUACAGUGAUUUGGUUGGAACAGUUAUUAACAUUCAUAAUGGAGACUGGGUUCGCAGAGGUAAAUAAUGAAUGAAAAUGAAGUAAAAUGCAUUUAAAUCCAACAUAACUCACAAACUUGACAUACAUUGUACAACAACUGUACUUUAUCAGUUAACUUAUUCAUUCCUGCAAAGUCUGUCUCAUUCUGCCUCAAUUUUAUGGUAUUGUAUGGAAUAUAGGUGUGUUGAAAGUUUCUUUGGACCCCAUCUGUCACCAGCUGCCCCGAUUUAUUAUAGUUGACUUUAUUGGUCCUUCACUUACAUCAAACCAUGACGUCACUAAUCUUCUUAAAGUACAAGUAUAAAUGCCCUGAGCUCAUUCAUCAUCAUUGAUAAUUAUUUUCCAAAAGGUCAUUUUACUUCAUUCUUGUCCUUCAACAGACAGUAGUGUUGGUGCUGGUAUUGAUUCAUACUAUGAGUACUGUUUGAAAGCCUACAUUCUGUUUGGAGAUGAAACUUACUUGGAAAGGUUCAACAGGGUAUGGAGUCAUCUUUUUCUUUUCACUUUAAGAUAGUAACAAGACUCAGUUAGCAAUCAUGGUAACAAAAGUCAUUUUUAUAAGUGAGAAUCCAGUCUUGCUGAUUCUCAAAUGGAGACUGUCAACUUACUUUUGAGUGAUACUUAAGCUAGAAAUUAUUGAUUGAAAAGUUAUUUUAUUAACUAGAGUUGUAUUGACAGUGAGCCUUACCCAUUUUGCUAGUCAUCUAUGCCUCUUAAAUUGUCUUUUUGUAAUUUAAAUGGACCUUCAUCUCAAGGAACUAUAGGAUUACACAAGUAUUGCAUUGUAAAAUAAUAAAAAUAUAUUUUCCUUUUCAUUUGGUUUGACACUUUCAAACAGCACUACAAGUCAAUAAUGCAGUACAUGAAUCAGGGCCCAAUGUUCUUAAGUGUUCAGAUGCAUCAGCCAGAUAGAACAGCUCAUGCUUAUAUGGAUGCAUUGCAAGCUUUCUGGCCAGGGCUUCAGGUAAGAUUUUGCGUUGUGUUCUUUAUGCCUUGAUUUUGUCUUUAAACUACAUGUAAAGACAGUAGUGGUAUGUAAGGGGAAAGAGGGCUUUAGCUAUAGUAUUUCCUUUUUUUAAUUCUAUUAGCCCAGCAAAGUGCAACAAGACAGAACAGGCAAAAAAAGUGUUAAGGGCAAAAGGAAAGUUUGCAAAAACAGCAAAUAUAGGAUAAGAUCAAAACUAUGAAGAACUACAGUAAUUCUUAAACAAAUUUGACCACUUCAAGUUCUCCUAUUUUUGCUUUUUACACCAGUGUCAUGCAUGUUGCAAACACCUUAUAGUGUGAGUGUCCAUGUAGACAUUUAUGUCUAUUAAAACUUUGUCACUUACAAGGCUGUGCUCUAAGAAAAAUUGAACGGAGCCCAGUGCUUGCAGUGUGCACAUUGCUCUGAAUCUGUAAAAUCCAGGGUGCCCAGUGCAACAUUUUCUAGUCAUACAGAAGCAAAUUUAAGUUAGGCACCAGGGGUGACCUGGUGCUGUUAGAGCAAAACCAGUUAAGUGGUGUUUCCUAAUUGAACAGUAUCUGCAUUUGUUAUUAAGCACAAUACCCGUCACAACUCUGGGGGUGGGGCUGAAAAGAGACUUGUAGGCCUAUUGAUUUUUGGAUGCCUCAUAGUGGGGGCUUAUUAGGGACCAGGGACUGAAAAGUAUAGAGGAAUAAAAUAUAAUAAUAACUAUAUCUCCAUGUUCAAUUUUGUAGGUGCUGAAAGGUGACCUGAAAAAAGCAAUCGAAACUCACCAAAUGCUUUACGAAGUUUCCAAGAAACACACCUUUCUACCUGAGGUAAAACUGUCUGUUAAUUUUUUAAAUAAUUUAUUUGGUAAGGAUUCUCAAAGGAGUUUAAUUUUUGUGCAUCAUUGUCAUGACUGGAGACAGAGAGAUAAAGUACAACACUAGUUUCAUUUUUGUUGCAAUAUAUACUGUAUGAUAUGAUACAUAUAUGGGCUAAGAAGCAAAAUACUAUUGUGCUGUUUUUGCUUGUUUCUGCAGUGUUCUAUUUUGGGCUUAUCACUGGUUUGUCAAAAUAGUUAUACAGUUGAAUAGACAUUGUACAUUUUUGUAAAUUGGCCCUUGCUCACUUACAGGUAGAUAGUAUCACAUGUAUGAUCUGUGCUUGUAGUAUUAUGCAUCAAUGACCAAGCUCGAGGUCAAUUUGGCUAGAGACAUGUAUUGGCCAAGUUUUUUUUUCCAUUUUUAUCCACAAACAACAACAAAGCUAAGGUUCAGGCAUCUUGACCAAACAUUUAUUAUAUGGCCAAGAGAACUUUCUUUUUUCUUCUUCUUUUCUGCUUGGGUAGCCAGUCAGGAACCUGGAUUUGCUUAAUCUUGCCACCUCGAAGAACAAGUUGUGUGAUAAUAAUUGGCAUUAUUACAUGGUAUAAACCCAGUAGGUCAAUAAGUAUAGGUGUAUGUAGAUUUUUGUUUCUACCACUACCAGUUUGAGCAGUUUUUUUUAUCUUUCUUUUUUUCAAGGCUUUCACCACAGAUUUUGAGGUGCACUGGGGACAGCAUCCUCUUCGCCCUGAACUUGUAGAAAGUACUUACUUCCUUUAUGAGGUGAGCUAUUUAUGCGUAAGUGUUAGUCAAAGUUAAUAACCAGUUGAAGAAGUAAAGAAAAGGUGUAAAAUAUCAGAGGGUUUCGUUGGGCAUCUUUUGAUUUUUGUCAUGUCUUAAUUCUCUCACAAGAAAUGAAUAAGUAAAUGGACCAUGUAAUGGUUAAGGUUAAAAAAGUUUUCAUUUUCCCACAAACCCAAAAGGGGAUUGUUGGGAUCCUGAGUGCAGCUACGAUUAAUUGAUAAUGUGUAACUAAUACGUAUCAAUUAAUUUAAAUUUCUUGUCUCAUAUCAGACGUAGAUGUUUAUUUAAACAUAAUUCAUUUCAAUUAAAUAUAUUCUCCAAAAUCUCAUUACUUUGCGUUGUGUGGUGAGGGAAUUAUACUCAGUAAGAUAUUUUGUCUUUUUCAGGCCACAGGUGACCCAUAUUAUCUUGAGGUUGGUAAGAAUAUAGUGGAAAAGAUCAACGAACAUGCCAGGGUCCCCUGUGGUUUUGCUGCUCUUAGAGACGUUAGGACACUUAGUCAUGAAGACAGGUAUAUCCGUUAAUAAAUACUUCUUUUCCUCUAAGAGAUGUUAUGGUAAUGACUUAGUGCAGGCACUUAUUAGAAGUCACAUAAAAUUUGCCUUAAAGUAAGAAGAUGGAAACAAGUUCACUGACGGUGGCAUUUUUAUUGCAAAAUGUGCAUCAUUUACACAAAUGCUGUUUUAUAUGUAUUAUAUAUAUAUUUCUAAAUUAAACUUUUAAAAGAAGGCAGUAUGGCUGAGUGGCUAGAGUGCUUGAGUUUAAGUCUCGCCCUGAAUUAUUUUGGGACUUUGAUUGCUGGCCACUUACAUGUAAUAGACAGUGGCUGCUCAAUAGAGGUUCAGUUCUGUUAUGUGUUCCUUAAUGAAUCACAACCCUGUUAUGAGUUUACCAAUGUUAGUGAAUUACUGGACUUUAUGAUGAUGAAUUUCCCCAUCAAAAUCUCUUUAUUUUGCUUCCUUUCAGGAUGGAUUCAUUUGUCCUUGCAGAGACAUUUAAGUAUUUAUAUCUUCUGUUUACCGAAAAGGAAGACUUGGUAUUUAACUUAAACCAGUUUGUUUUCACCACGGAGGCUCAUAUUCUCCCUCUCAGCUUGUCCACCAUGGCUGUGAAUGAAUCUGCCUCACAAGUAAGACACCUCAUUUAAUAAUUAUCAUAAUGAUAAUGAUGAUGAUAAUAAUAAUAAACUUGAAAUUUACUUAAAAAUGUACAUGUAAAUAACUGGAGGAUAUUGAUUGAUACUGCCUUUCUUUAGAAUUACUUCAACCUGUUUGUCAUCCACCAUCUGUUUUGUACACAGGAACUGAAAUACAAUGUGACCUUGAGUUCAGAAAAUGAGCAUGAGUAUACCUGUCCUAUAACUCAACACGAUCAAGGCUCAACUGCAAAGUUUGCAGAGGAGGUGCGACGAAACAGCCGAGCUCAAAGAGAAGGAAGCUGCCCCAACAAAAAGCAAGCUUUUGCGUUUAGCAAUAACAAGUGAGUUAAGUUUUGUAAUUUUCCUUUAAAUUGAAGCUGAAGACAGUUUCAACUUGUCAUGUGGUAAAAUAAAGAAAUGUGAUCACAGUGUAGUAUCCUUCAGCAAAAGAGCUGUUGAACCAUGAACCAAUGUAUUUGUGUAUGAUCACACCAUGUACAGGAUUUCAACCACAGGCUCUCUGUACAUUAUGUAGCAUUUUGAUUUAUACUGAAGGAACGGACCUCUCUUUGUGGGAGACAGUGUGCGAGGGAUUAGAGCGGUGGAAUUGCAAUUCGGAGACUGCAAGUUCAAUCCCUAUCCUAACUGCUUAGCUGAAUUUGGGAUGAUGCUUGAUAUACGAAGUCAAAAUAUACACUAUUGUGUUGUUCUAGUGUGUGAAGUUUAUUGUGUUAUUGUGUAAGGGCUAGGGAUCAUUGUUGUGUUCUUUGUGACAUAACUCAAGACUUGCUAUUCACUUGGUAUAUGGUGCACUAGUUUGUUCUCUGUAGUCCUGACUUCAAAUCCUUAGUCAGGCUUGUUAAAAGCCAACUGGUUUGCCUCCGGCCAGUUGGGAUUCUUAACGUUAUGUUAAUGUCAAAGCUUUGUUUCUGUCCUUAUGUGUGGACUGCAAUAAAAACAGCUGGCUCAUCAGUAAUUAUGCUACCCCUAUAGGCAACUCUUUGUUUACAAUUUUUGCCUCAUUAACAUAUGCUUUUCAUUAUCUGAGUAAGUUAAUGAAAUAAAACUUCUGAUUAUUAAAAGAGCAUAACAAUUUCAGUUAUCUCUGAAAAUUUUUGCCCGAUAUACCGAAUGGCCUCAGAGAAAUUCUCUUUUAAAAACUCGAAAUUUUACAAAGAAUGUAUCGCUCACUAAUUUUUUGCCACACAGCAAUCUCGUAGUUUUUGAUGGCUGAUAUUUCUUCAAUAUUGCUUGCAAAGAGCUGAAAAUUGCACAAAUUACUCAAGUUAAUCAACUCUUUCAACUUUUGAAUUUAGUUUGUAUAUAUGGGUACGACUUCCAUGAGUUAGGUUGUAUGCUAAUGAGGAAAAAUGUAGACAAUGGCGUCCAAUAUACACCUUACUCAAAAAUAGCAGCAACACUACCUUUUUUAUCAGGGGCACCCAACGAGGAUAUAGUUCAAAACCACUUAACAUAGCAUUGUUGAACGUAUUUUAGUAUUUAAACGGUAGAUAUAGGCAUAUUUUUAUCCCCUAAAACUUUUCAUCUGUUCGGAUUUCCUAGCUGAAAGUCUAGUGAUCCGAAAAUUAUAGGGAUAAAAACUCACCUUCUCGAAAAUUUCAGCCAGGAAAAGGCUCCCGAAAAUUCUAGGUGACCUUUUUUAAGGUCAAAAUCCGUUAAAAAUGGGUAAUUAUACCAUUUUGUAGAUGUUGGAAAAUCUUAGGAGAGGCAGGCAAGCAAGAAAUUUUACAACAAAUGCUCCGAAAAUUCUAGAUCUCAAAUCGUCUUCCGAACAGAUAUUUUCCCGAAAAUUGCCGUUGGGUGCCCCUGUUUUAUAUUUAUGUUAGUUAUGCCUCCUUGCCUUGAUUGUACUUGCAGAAUUCAAAUGAAAUUUUACCUUAAACCGAGGUAUCAAUGACCAAUGACCAUGUAGGCAAUGGAUUAACAAGAUUUGAUGCCAUUUUGGAAUUAGGUGUAGAUUGUCCUUUUUUCAGGAGUUUGUCAAUAGCGUACAGAUGUAAACCUAAGAACUCGUUACAUAACAGGUAUCUUCAAGUAAAUUCAAAGAGGUAUCUGGGGUAAGGAGAGGGGUGCCUAGACAACCUCCCCUCCCAUCCAUCUACCGUGUAGGUCCCCCCUUGAUGUGAAUCUGCUAUUUCUCAGGCCUCCCCGGUUGAGAGCUGAGCAGUUUGUACCUGGUAAUCAGCAUCAUGUAAUGAUUCUCAAGUCCAUGGGAAUCACUGUAGUUCAUACAAAGGAUGGUAGAAUACAGCUCAUGCAAACGGCUUCAUCGGUAAGAAUUUAAAAAUGUCCUAAUACAGACACCUCGGUUAAACGGGCACUUAGAUUUGGUGCCUGCCUUUCUUUACUCCCUUUAAAAUCUGUUCAGUUAACUUACAGUUUUUUGCUUUAUCAAGUUAAAGCACUCCCGCUUAUUUACAAACCCUUUCACUUCCAACAGAGGCUAAAGAAAAAUUAAACUUUCUUUCUGUUAAAUCCUAAGAAAUUAAUAGUAGUUCUUUGCAAAAGUUUUGCCAAAAAAGUUCUAUCUGAAUACUUACAACAUAGGAUUUUGUUUAUAACUUACAGUUUAACCAAAACCAAUAGAAAAUCAAAAUCAGAAGUCCUUAAGUACCAAUUUUGGGUCGUUACUUAUACAGUCGUAUUUUGUGCUCUUCUUGGGCCAAAACGCUUCAUAGCUUCAUCGCAAUCUGAAAUACACAGGCUGUUAAAAUUUGUUGCCAGAUUCAACGAUGAGCAAUACAUGUAUCUUUAGUAGGGAUAUUGUUCCUAUCUGCUUGAACAAAAUUUGAGCCAAACAUGACAAAAUAUUCUCAACAAAUGAACUCAACAGAUUUUGGCCUGCGCCCACUGUAUGGGUCUUCAUGGCUCAGUUGGUCGAGCACUGCAGCGCUAACACAUAGGCCAUGGGUUCGAAUCUCGUUGAAGUCCCUAAAUUUUGGGGGGAUUAAUUUGCAAAUGCCUAAAUUGUAAUUACGACUGCGACGAUCAUAUCUUCAUUUAAGAAAAUAUUUAUUGUACAAUUCAUUGUAGGCCGUCAGUGAUGUAGCAAACGAAAGACGGUACACCGUUUUUAUUGUAAGUUUAAUAUUUUGAACGAGCUAAUCAUAACACAUUACUCUUCAAAAAUAAAACAAAAUAUAAACAGGGUUCAUAAAAUUUAAUCUAAAUGUGUCAUCAACUUGUUCAGCCUAAACUAACUUUUACUCUUCAACAUGCAAUGUUUUCAGUCAAAGUCAGACAAAAAUUGCCCAGUGAACUCAUGUUUGCCUUCUGUGCAACUUAGGGUACCUUGUUGUUUCUUUUGUCAUUGCUAGGCUCAAUCGCAAGAUUAUGCAGAAGAAGGCAUCAAGUUUAUGCAAGAGAUGAUCGAGUUGGCGAAACGACGGAAUGAUGAAUCAGGUAUAAUGUUAUUUUUGUGAAUAUUAAUCGGAGUAAAGCAGGGUGCAAAGAAAGUCAGUUUUACGGCUUGCCAUCCGGGCAAGUUGUCGCUAGUAUGUAGUAGCCCAAGAGUCUUUUUAACUAGCCCCCAAAAUUUUUUGAUGGGCAGCAUUGAUUGCAGUUCUUCGUAAUUUGAAUUUCUUAAAAUUUAACUUCACUUGCCCUUCCGGCAAGUUAAGAACAGAAUUCAGCAGCCCGAUUGCAAAAUCCACUAGCCCCAGGCUAUCGGACACGACUUUCUUUGCACAAUGGUAAAGAAGUAUAUGUAUUGAACAGUCAAAUGAAGAAAAAGUGGGUAAUCAAGUCACGACUAGUUAUGGAUUUACUUCCGAUUUGCCGUGGAAGUUGGGGGAGAUUUUUCAGUCAAUCCAAACCAAACGCAACAACUCAACAGAAGCCAAUCAUUACUGUUAUAAGCGGAUUUGACAUGGAAUUGAGGCAAAAUUGUUACUACAUUGUUUUGACCGGUCAACACUUAUUUCCAUCCGCCAAACUGACGUUGACAGAUUAAUGAUUCGUACACAAAGUAAGGGUUAGGGUUAGGGUUCUUGCAAUGUAUAUUCAAAUCAAACCAUUCAAUGUCAGCAAAUCCUCGGUGGCCUGUUAGGGGUUAAAGUGAUGCACUGCAGAGCCGAUGCUCCGAGAUCGAAUUUUACUCGUGCCAUUGAAGAGACCUAGACUUUUGUGAACCGAAAUUUCAAGAGACAGAGAAAUUUCAUGUACGAAAAGUGAAAUGUCUUGUGAGAGCCACGGAGGGGAAAAUGUCAGUUUGGCGGAUGGGAACAAGUGACGACCGUUUUGACCUGCUGGCCUCGUUUCUUGCCCUCUCAGACAAAAGUAUCGUUGUGGUUCAUAAAAAGUAUGUCGCACUUUUAUUGCCAUUGAACAGUUUUCAUUAGUUGGCUUGAUUUGUUUGCAAACGCAGCUUUGACAAUAUUUGAACUUAAGUUUGAUACAAUUAUGUACUAAAAAUGAUCAUUGUUGUAGCUCCUCAAGAAAGCCCUCGCGUGGUUCAGCUUAUGUCUGCCCCGUACAAUGGAGAUGUGGUCCUUGUUGCCUGCCCUGCACGAUUUGGUUUGGAUCUGAGCAAAGGAGAUGUGGGGGUGAGUCACAAUAUACAGCAUUUUAGGAGAUUUACAAAUCUUUCGCAAUGCCCUUAGAAUUUUUUGAAACAAACUAUUCGUCAUCUCAUAAAUAAUUAGCUGUUCAUGUUAGAGGUGACCUGGAAGGCGAACUAAGACGUACAUUUUUGAAAGUGGAAAAAGAGAUCUUCCCGAAUUCGUGUAGUCGUAAUUCUUUUAGAGACCAAAGUAAUUAAUGUUUUAUCAGUUAUAUCAGUAAGAAAGAAACAAGCUGUCCACUUCAGAGAAAUAAGCUUCCUCAAUUUUUUUACUCUUGGCGUUUCAAACAAGUAAGUAAUUACUCUCUUUCGGAGGUGAUCAAGGAUCUUCAAGUUUUGACGUAUAAGUGUUUUUGUAUAAAAAAGGCCUUUCUUAUGAUCAUUCCAUAUAUACAAGCCAUGAAAUGAUGUUUGUCUUUUUGUUUUUCAGAUGAGUGCUGAAGUAAGCAUGGGCGAACCUUUCAAGGCAUGUUCUCCUCUCACUAAUGGCGAGGAGCUGAAGCACAGAAUUGCUGUGUUAGAAAGGGGCGAUUGCAUGUUCAUUGACAAGGCACGUACAUGGUAUUAAUAUUAAUAUGCGUCGGUUCCUCAGAAUGAUGGAUGUUGUCGAUUGGUGUAAGGGAGCUGGUCAGACCAUUUCGAACGUGGUCAUUUUAUUCUUGACUUUUUAAAAGUGGUCUACCUCAGCUAUAUCCCUUCUGUUUAAAUUGUUAAAGCCUGUUGGCUCAAGAAGGCGCUCCUCAGUAUCUUUCUCUUGCUCAAGACUUUUAAAUCUAAGUAGCUCUGUGAAUUUUGCUUAUCAGCACGAUAUGUUAAGAUAUUGUUAAAAUAAUUUCUGUUGCGAUAAAUUGAUGCUUAUAAAGUAGAAGAUACCGGCACAUAAAUAGACACCAUUAGAUUUGAAGACGAAGAAGACCACAAGGACGAGAUUAAACUUAAUUUUUUUCACGUAUUCUCAAGAAAUAUACACCUGGAAGCUUCAUUGUAAUAGCACGUUUUUAUUUUUGGUGUAGGAGGCGGGGCUGGACACUAACGGUAGCCAAUUAGCCACAGACUAGUAGAAAUUCAGUUCAACUAACAGGUGUUCGAUUUCCACUAGCCACUUUGGCUAGUAAACAAAAUGAAAUUGACCGACCUACGUCUUUCUCAAGGAAGACGUCUCCGCAGGGGCGGAUCUAGGAGGAGGGUGCAGGGGGUGCCCCCCCCCCCCUCCUGAGAUGACCUGCGGUUUUCUAAUACAACUGGUAUUCUGCAAAAAAAAAAAACUAUGUGGUUUAUUGGUGUUGAAGUAGAGCAAGAGAAGAGUACACCCCCUCCUAAAAAAAAAUCCUGGAUCCGCCCCUGCUCCGAAUAACAUUUGAUAACUUGUUUCCGUCACUACGUGGUUCUUGCCAAAACCCAUCCUCGUAGAAUGUCGACAGCUAUUACUUUUUCCAGCCAAAAUGACAGACUUACGCAAGUACACUAUUAAGUCCUUAUAGCUGGUUCACGCGCGCGCACUACUUAGUAUUGAGAAAAUCUUGUUCUCAUAGUCGUCCUCGUCUUAGAAUGUAAAGAUCUCUAAUGACCACUUGCAAGGUAAAGAUUGCGGUAACCAUGCAGGCUUACGUCGCGCCAACAGCCUUCCAAGGUGGACUAACUGUACUCGUAAUUGCUCCAUGCAGCCGAAGUAGUCUUUUUGUACUUUUACCCCUCCUCUCGAGGCUCGGUACUUUUCUGAGUAAUUGUUCAUUGUUUUUGUUUCGUUAACAGACUCGUCACGCUCAAGCCGCGGGUGCAGUAGGGGUCGUCAUCAUCGGUAAGAGUGAAUGACAACUUUAACGUUGAGUUGCCCAAAAAUCAUGCUUUCUUACUGCGUUUUUGUUGUCUCUUGUUAUCCCGUGUAUUACCGUGAUAUAAAUGUUUUAUCAUAACAAAUUCGGUCAAAACUUAAGAAAAAUAUUUGAUUGGAAUGUGUUUCUUUUGUUAACCGACGUAACUGUGCGCCUUGCGUUAAUAAUCUUGCCUCUCAGUUCUUGAGGCACUGCUUGGCGAAAUGCCCCCUUAUUUGCUAGCGCUCUACAUCAGUUACUUUUUUUCUGUAUUUCAUAAUUUCUUGCUUGCUUUUGUACAAAUUUGAAUUGACCAGACAAGCGCGAUUUUUCCUUUACGUCCUGUCGCGUCCCGUCGUCCUAACAUUUCCAAGUUACCCCAAGCCUCUGUUUUAAAACGAGGCUAAGUGUGAGGCUUUCGAUGUAAAAUUGAUUGUUAUUCUCAUGCAAAUGAAGCUCAUUCUGAGACCUUGGAAAUGACCUUUAAACCAGUUGUUCUAUUACGACAACAGACCAACUAAUGCUGCGGAUUUGGUUUGAAUUUAUUGCAAACGAAAAAGGGUCCCGCGUUAGAAAUUGUUUCCUCGUUUCUUUUGAUGCCUGUAUGGUUUCUUCUCGCGUGUGCCCUGUAUGUGCUGGUAUCCAUGCAGCUUGAACAUUUAUCAUGUUCUAACUUUCGGUGUGUGUGUGUGUGUGUGUGUUUUUUUUGCGUGUAGAUAACAAUGAAGGCAGCUCUAGUGAUACACAACCAAUCUUUGCCAUGUCCAAUGAUGAAGACAACAAAGACGAUGUUAAAAUACCAGCCGUACUUUUGUUCAGUGAAGAGGGUCGCAUUCUAAAGAACGCCAUGGCUGCCCUAGACGAUACUGAUAAUCGCCUUACAGUGCGAUUAGCUACUAAAGCUUCUGGAAAGUCAGGUUUGUCAGCUCUUGUCUCGUAUUUCCAUUAAACCCCACCUGGAAGCUCUAAAGAUCUAAGGUUUAAUUGCCACCUUAAGAUCCGACGACGGCGACAGCAACGAGAACGUGAAAAAAGCAAUAGGUUUAGACUAGCAAAACAACAACUUUGCAGGUGCAACACACUUUUUUUGUACAUUCCUUUACCGUCACUGCACGACUAACGACGUUUUAUGAAGGACGUAAACAAGCCACUACGAAAUUUUCUUUCUCUUUCUGAACUUGGAUAUGGUUUUUAGGAAUUCAACUCCAGGAGACUUCGCCUACAUUUGACAAAGUAAGUGAGUUGGAACAAUCGCGAUGAAGAUUGAAAGAACGCGAAUUUACUUCUUAAGCGAUCUUUUCGCUGCCGUCGCCGUCCUCGAAUCUUAAGGUUCCUAAUUUCGUUUGUAAGGGCGCCAUUUUGGUAACUUGUCCACAGCGUUCCAAGUGCUAGGGAAAAAGGGCUGCCUUUUACCUUUCGUUUUGCCCGUUUGGCUUUCUUAUUUUUGAGAUAUCUUGUAUUGAAUCCUAAACAUUAGUACCGCAAAGUACUUCUCGUUAGCUUUUGCUUUGAUACUGGUGUUCAUCUGUCAAAUGUUUGAACAAGGGCCAUAAUGGCUCUUGGUUAGAAACGUUGUCAUUUGUAGCUGUGAGACUUUUUUUUUAUAUUUUGCUCACAGACAAACAAGAGGAGUCAGCAAGCAAACACGACCCAGAAUCAAGUCAGGACUCUAUUAAUUCAUCCAGUAGUCAGCCGUCUGGUGAAGGAAAAGUCACGCCAUCAGUAGAUGAAAACAAAGACAUACUCAGCCAUGAUGGCGCAGAUCAAAGCCAGAGCUCGCUCGACGAGCAAAAACAAACGAAGUCACCGGAUAAUGGUGACGAAGAUAUAGCUUCGAUUACAACAAGUGGAAAAGUCGAUGACUCCGCGGAUCUUCCUCACGAUAAACGCGUUAUCUCUGUUGGUGAGGGUGAGUAUGUGUUAUGUGGUAACACAGGAACACCAGGAAGUGUUUCAGAAAAACCAGUUAAUGACCAGCAACAACAUAAUAGUCAACAUACUGAUGACUUAUCUAAGCAAGCUGAUACUUCGAGUAGCGUAACGGACGCUCCUAAAGUGAAUAAACCUCAUGAGGACUCAUCGUGUGACCAAGACUCGUCACGUGAUGAAAGCUUAUUGCGUGAUCACGUUUUACCGCGUGAUAAAGCAAAUGGUGAAUCUACAAGAACUGACAAUAGUAACUCGAAUCAGUUGCCAAGCGAUCCGUCUUUAGUGAAUGAACAGCAUGCACAGAGCUCAGAUCAAACCAGUGUUGAAUCAUUAGAGGAAACACAAAUUGAAGAUGCUAAAGACAGGACAUGAAUUAUAGGAAACUUACUAAGAAAUUAUUUAACCUCAGUUUCAUUUGUCGAAACUUUAAUCACAACUACCAGUGUCCUUCACCUUUCCUCCUAGCCGUCAUGUUGUCGGGGAUGGAAGUAAUAUUUAUCGUCUAGACUGUGAACAUUUCCUCAGGAUUGUCGCGCGGGUAAGGAUGCACGUGCGAGCGAGCUAGCGUCGAAAACGCGCGAAUCUCUUUUCGUUUUCUACUACUCGCGUUUGCCUCGCUCGCGUGCACGUGCAUCCUUCCCCGCGCGAUAAUCCUGAGGAACUGCUAGCAGUAAAAUUUUUGUCCUUUUACUCAAUCGAAUGUUGUUCAAUUUAAAGUGGAAAGAAACACGAAUAAGGACGUGGUCAUAAAUUUGUCUGGUAGUUGUGGCCAAAGUCCAUGACAUGAAAUUUAUGAACUCUUUACGUGUAUGAUGACCUCUUAAAACCUAGUAGUCCUAUCAGCAUUUUUAAAACGUGCCUACACUGUUGACCACUGGCAAUUCCCGAUAGGAGCGUAACCUGAUAGCUAGUCACCAGGGAGCUUUGGUAAUCAUAACAGCGGAGGCAGCGAAAAGAACAAAAAAAAAAUUGAAAAAGAAAAUUGCAAAUCAAUUAUUUUGUCAAACGAAGUCAGUCUCCUGGACUUUAAUUCUUGGGAUCCUCACCCAUGUUCAUAAAGGGGGGGAGUCGUCGACGUUUGUUUACGUCCCUGACAAAAUGUGGCAUAGUCGUGUAGUGAGUAGUAGAUUAAUGUACCAAGAGGUAUAUGAUCCACAUAAUGAGUGUUUGUUUUGCCUUUUUAAAAACCUAUGGCUAUUUUGACAUCCUCAUUUCCUUUACCGCUGUCGUUGCUAAAGUUCCCCAUUAUCUGUGCUGCGUUUAAGUAAGAUAAGUACUCAAGACGUGGACGUCAUAGAUACAUACAACUCAUUAUCGUUUUUGUUGGGUUGUGUUUAGACAUACAAGCAUUCAUUCUCUCGACUGAAUACGUCAUGAUACACAGAAAAAGCUUCAUAAUUGGGAUGGAAAAAUAGGGUGGGGAAGGGAGGGGAGGGAGGGUUAGAACUGUUACUUUUAUGCUGGAUAACAAGAGUGCAAUAUACGUUAGUUUUUAGGCGUGUAUGCUUGACAGGGUUGAAUUUUUUUUAGGUAGCUAUAAAUUGUUAAAGUAAUUUUGCCUUAAGGUUGAGAUGAAUUUCUACCCAUUUUGUUGGAAUACUUGGAAGAAUAUGUUUUGGUUCAAUUUUGUCCCUGGUUUAAUUUUUUCUUUUGUUUCAAAAUCAUUAUCAUAUAUCACCAAUAAAAUUUAAACAAGGAUGAAAUUUGAACCACAACAGAUACAUAUCCCAUCACCUACUGGCUUUGCUUAUCAAUUAAAAAGAUUU